ACCCUGUUACUCAAGCCGUUGUUGUUCUUUUAAUUAAGCCAAUAUUAUUUAAAAAAAGAACCAUGGUCGUGCUGAGCUCCUGCUGGUCACCCAUCAUCUGGUCUGAUAAUGUCCGGACGGGAAGUUACGCCGUAGCCGCCUAUACGGCUGCGCUGUCCGCCGUGCUCAUCACAUUGAUUGCUUACAUGCUGGCGGGCGGGGAGUCUGCGCAGCUAUACUCACCGCUUUUUGAAACGGACAUCCGAUCAUCGAUGCCCGUGGCAGGGGGAUUCUUCAUCAUCUACUUCCUGCUGAUCAUCCUGGCCUCCUACUUUGUCUACUACGGCAUAAGGAUCAGCACCCGGGGAUGGCUGCUCCCUUGGUUGGGUCUCAUCGGACUGGCCAUUCUCUUCCAGUUUUGCUGGAGUCUGUGGCUUAUUGGAGGCUACUACAUUUAUCUGGAGCAAACCUUCUCGGCUCUUUUAAACUUUGUUUGGUGUGCCUAUAAUGUUUACUGCUGGCUUGUGGUGUUCUCGCAGUACCAGAUAUUUUUAAAAAUCCAAAACCCAAACAUUGAGCUGCUGAUGCCAUGAUGGGAAUCCUUUCAACCAUAGAAUACUUUUGACUCGAAACACAACAUAACAGCCGUCCAAGCGCAUUUUUUACAAUAAGAAUUCCAUACAUUUCCACAGAUGCCUACCAAAUAGUUUUAUAUAAAUUGAUAUAUUUUACACACCUUUAUACACGAUCAACUAUACUAAUGUAUAAAAUCGAAUGCCUUAGUCUGCUAAACGACAAUUAAACAAAUAGAUUCGUAAAACUAA
Messenger RNA from Drosophila gunungcola (fruit fly), 803 nucleotides. RefSeq lists its product as uncharacterized. Bases 63 to 572 code for a protein of 169 amino acids. NCBI's taxonomy places the organism in Eukaryota, Metazoa, Arthropoda, Insecta, Diptera, Drosophilidae. The transcript is spliced from 5 exons. The record is from RefSeq and is a predicted model, not a curated record.